AUGGCGUUUGUGGUUGGACCUAAGAUAAUUCAACAGACUACUGAUAAGAUUAAGAUGAUUCAGGAGAAGAUGAAGGCCUCUCAGAGUCGUUGGAAGAGUUAUCACGAUAAGAGGAGGAAAGCACUUGAGUUUGAGGUUGGAGAUCAUGUGUUCCUUAGAGUUACUCCGAGAGUAGGUGAAGUGGCUUAUCAGAUUGCCAUGCCACAGUCACUUGCUAAUCUGCACGAUGUGUUUCAUGUGUCUCAAUUGAAGAGGUACAUUGCAGAUCCUUCGCAUGUAGUCAAAGUAGAUGAUGUGCAAGUGAAGGAUAACCUUACUGUGGAGAAAUUACAUAUGAGGACUGAGGAUCGAGAGUCGAAACAACUUUGUGACAAAGAGAUUGCCUUGGUGAAGGUAGUUUGGGGAUGA
Vicia villosa (hairy vetch) is the source of this 408-nucleotide messenger RNA. RefSeq lists its product as uncharacterized. The record is from RefSeq and is a predicted model, not a curated record. The transcript is spliced from 2 exons. The coding region runs from base 1 to 408 and encodes 135 amino acids. Lineage: Eukaryota; Viridiplantae; Streptophyta; Magnoliopsida; Fabales; Fabaceae.